AUCACUUGUCAACCCCGUGGCUAGAAAGCUGCCAGCCAGUCAGAAUCGGCCAUAUCUGAACGUGAUACAGCGUCGAAUUCUGUCACGCAAAGCCGUCCAAACAAGGCACCUCUCACAGUCACUAUUCUUCUCAAAAGAGCUUAGGCGGACGUCAUCGCUCACGUUGACCCCCACUUGCUUCCCAUCUGACGGGCGGCUUGUUGGAAAGAAGCUUUCCUCUUAAAAAGCUUGGGCUGCAACCGGGCGGAUCUCUUGACCAGAUCCCCAGGACAGAAGCCUGGCAAGAGUCGGAUUCGAAAACCGUUGUCAUGGAACCACCGUCACUUCGCGACUGGGGCGCUGCAGCUCCUCAUGGCCCUAACAUGGGAGGGGAGCAUCAGGCUACCAUGGACGUUCGCUAUGACAUGAGUGAGAAGGAAGAAAGUGUCUUCCAUGCUCUCCUCCACCCGGAUGACAUUUACGACGAGAAUGGAACCUACUGGGCUGACAUGCCUAUGGGCAAGCGCCUCAAGUUCAUCAGCAACGUCGACGCUCAGGAAUCCAAAAAAGAAACCAUCUCGAUCCUGCGCAUGACCAAGGAGGAUCCUCUGAGGCCAGUUGGUUACUACUUAAAGAACAUGGUCCUCCCUGGAGCUGGUCUCCUGCUGGAAGGAUACGUGCUCUUUUCUAUCGGCAACAUUCGACCUCUGCUGCAGAAGGCUUUUCCACGCUGCUGGAACACCUUCGAGAUUUGUGACGAAAGAUGGACGCAAGCCGUGGAUUACUUGGAGAUCCUCGGCAUCAUAGUGGGGCAGAUAUUAGUCGGCUAUCUCGGUGACUAUAUGGGACGCCGGUGGGGUCUCAUCCAGGAUGCUAUCAUCAUGUUCAUCGGACUGCUCAUGCUCACCUCUGCAUGGGGUGUGACGCAGAACGGCUGGGUGAUCUGCUACGCAUGGUCGCUCUUCUUCUACGGUAUCGGUGUCGGCGGCGAGUAUCCAAUGACGGCCACCUCAGGGAUGGAAAAUGCUGUCGGCAGCGGAAAAGUAUCGACGAAAGACGACCGUCUCCACCGUGGCCGAAAAGUCACCAGCGCGUUCCUCAUGCAGGGGUGGGGACAGCUGCUCAACCAAGUCCUCCUCAUUGUAUUGCUGCUCAUUUUCCAUCACGGAAGUGGGAACCCGCCGUACUCCAAGGUCUCCGCGCAAUGGACAUACCGCAUCUCGUUCGCCCUUCCGGCUGUCGGCACACUCUGGCUCGUCUACUACCGUUACUACAAGAUGCGGUCUGCUAGUAAGCAGCUGAUGAUCUCAAAGCGGAAGGCACAUGUCACUGGCUAUGACACGCAAUCGCUAAAACUCACCCUGACGUACUUCGGCCCGCGCUUGCUCGCCACCGCAGGCACAUGGUUUGCAAACGAUGUCUUCUUCUACGGCAACAAGCUCUUCCAAAACCAGUUCAUUGCUGUUCUUACGCCGGACAAUAAGUCCGUGAUGGUCGGAUGGCUGUACAACUUGAUCAAUGUGGGAGUGAGCUUGGUUGGCUACUACCUUGCUUCCUUCCUCAUCGACAAUAAGCUAUAUGGGAGGAAGUGGAUGAUGAUUGUUGGCUUCAUGGCCGACUUCAUUCUCUUCGUUGUUCCCGCCUUCGCAUACAACUUCUUCACGAGCCCAGAACACAUCCACGCCUUCCAAGCCAUGUACUUCCUCUCAUCCUUCUUCAAUCAAUUCGGCCCAAACAGCGUCACCUUCCUCGUAGCCGCCGAAGUCUUCCCCACCCCCAUCCGCGCCACCGCGCACGGCUUCUCCGCCGCCGUCGGCAAAGCCGGCGCGCUCCUCGCCUCCGUCCUCUACAACUACAUCGACACGCAGACCAAGUUCUACGUCGUCCCCUGGUUUGGUCUCGCCGGCGCGCUGCUAACCUGGCUGUUCCUCCCAGACACCACGGGCCUGGACCUCAAAGAGCAGGAGCGCCGCUGGUCCUACAUCCGCGCCGGCCGCGACCACGACUACCACGGCAUCGCCAUCCACCCCAAGCACCUGUCCGUGUGGGAGCGCCUGCGCGGCGUCGGCAAGCACUACGACGCGGCGCUCGACUACGCGGCCAAGAUCGCCGACAUGCGCGCCGAGUGGGUCGAGCACCAGCAGAACAAGUUCAAGGACGACCUUAAGGGGGGCGCCCAGGCCCAGGACGAUCUUGACGACGCGGACGGCCCGUACGGCGAGGACGUGCAUAAUUACUUCAGCCGGACGGCUUCGAAGUCGCCGCGGAAGAGCCCCGAUGCGACGGAGGAGAAGUUGAUGGUGCCGCUGGAUAGUGAUAGCAAUUCGAAUGAUGAUGCGGAUCGCAUUUCGGAGAAGAAAUGAGGCGGGGUUCGGGGUUACAGUAGCGGGAAGGGAAGUGUACAUGUGACAUGUACAGGUAUGUACAGC
This is a messenger RNA of Trematosphaeria pertusa, 2408 nucleotides long. Its product is annotated as phosphate transporter HvPT2. Bases 309 to 2342 code for a protein of 677 amino acids. Gene Ontology annotation, molecular function: transmembrane transporter activity. Lineage: Eukaryota; Fungi; Ascomycota; Dothideomycetes; Pleosporales; Trematosphaeriaceae. The record is from RefSeq and is a predicted model, not a curated record. Gene Ontology annotation, cellular component: membrane. Gene Ontology annotation, biological process: transmembrane transport. The transcript has 5 exons.